Messenger RNA from Branchiostoma belcheri (Belcher's lancelet), 603 nucleotides. RefSeq lists its product as uncharacterized. The transcript has a single exon. Gene Ontology annotation, molecular function: nucleic acid binding. Gene Ontology annotation, biological process: DNA integration. NCBI's taxonomy places the organism in Eukaryota, Metazoa, Chordata, Leptocardii, Amphioxiformes, Branchiostomatidae. Bases 1 to 603 code for a protein of 200 amino acids. The record is from RefSeq and is a predicted model, not a curated record.
AUGCCGUACUAUCAUGUGCGUGAUGAACUCAGCACACAAGAUGGAAUAGUGUUGAGGGGAGAUCGUGCAACGAUACCAAAGUCCCUGAGGAGCCGAAUGCUGACAAGGAUACACCAGUCGUACAUGGGAAUAGAAGCGUGUCUGAGGUUCGCUAAGGACUGCGUGUAUUGGCCAGGGAUGAAUGCUGAAGUCAAAGACUACGUCAGCAGAUGUGACAUAUGCCAAACUGUCGGCAGAAAGCAGCAGAAAGAAACACUGGAACCACACCCUAUCCCGCAGAGGCCAUGGGAGAGAGUAGGAACAGAUCUGUUCACGUUCCAGCAGAGGGAGUACCUGAUCACUGUGGACUAUCACUCGAAUUACUUCGAGAUUGACAUGUGUGAGAACGUCACACGAGCCUCGACGAUAGUCAAGAAGCUCAAGGCACAGUUCGCAAGGCACGGUAUCCCAGAUGUGGUUAUCAGCGACAAUCGACCACAAUCCACAGCUGACGAGUUUGAGAAGUUUGCCAAGAAUGGCACUUCAAACACCAAACAUCCUCGCCAGGCUAUCCACAGAGUAAUGGUAAAGCAGAGAAUGCAGUCAAGACAGCCAAGCAGCUGA